Molecule: messenger RNA, 1660 nt
Organism: Triplophysa rosa
Lineage: Eukaryota; Metazoa; Chordata; Actinopteri; Cypriniformes; Nemacheilidae
Gene: entpd8
Product: ectonucleoside triphosphate diphosphohydrolase 8
Exons: 10
Coding region: 167-1660 (497 amino acids)
Biological process (GO): nucleoside diphosphate catabolic process
Cellular component (GO): plasma membrane
Molecular function (GO): GDP phosphatase activity; UDP phosphatase activity
Source: RefSeq, a predicted model, not a curated record
CUGAAGACAUACAGUGGAAGUGGGAGUAUUGCUUCAGUUCCCAGAAGGCUCGACUGGAGUAAAGGUGUCUAUACAUACAUGAACAAUGUGUGGUCUCACCUGUGCAUAGAAGUGUGUUUAUUAAGAAAGCAUUAGGGUAAGAAAGGGCAAACAGGAUAUCACAGACAUGGGACUGCAGAUGAAGCCGAUUUUGCUGGGCACUGCAUUCGCAGCUGUAGCUUGCAUGACUAUCAUCACUUUGAUUCUGUCUCUUGCUAAUCGGCAGACUUUGGGUCAGCCUUACUCGACACAGUAUGGGAUUGUGUUUGACGCCGGCUCCACUCACACUGCCCUCUUCCUGUACCAGUGGCUGGGGAACAAAGACAACAACACAGGAAUAGUUUCACAAAAACUGAGCUGUGAUGUGGACGGUGAUGGCAUAUCCAGUUAUGUCAAGAAUCCUCCUGCAGCCGGAGAAAGCCUUAAGAAAUGCUUAAAUGUUGCCAAAGCAGCUGUACCAGCAGAACAGCAGAAGACCACACCUGUAUAUCUAGGUGCCACUGCAGGCAUGCGACUUCUUAGCUUACAGAACCAAAGUCAAGCAGACACUAUCCUUAAAGAGGUCACCAACACAAUCCAAAGUUAUAGUUUUGAUUUCCGAGGGGCCCGAAUACUCACCGGCAUGGAGGAAGGGACUUAUGGCUGGAUAACCAUCAACUACCUCUUGGAGAGAUUUAUCAAGCACACAUUUGAUGGAAAAUGGAUCCACCCCAAAUCGGCACAAAUCCUUGGAGCUCUAGAUCUGGGUGGCUCAUCAACGCAGAUCUCAUUCACCCCGAAAGACCCAGUGACAGUCCCAGAAUCAAAGUUUAAUCUCCAGCUCUACGGGUACAAGUAUGAGGUGUACACACAUAGUUAUCUGUGCUAUGGGAAAGACCAGGCAAUGAGAAAACUUCAGGUGCAGCUUCACAAGACUGCCGGAUCAUCAUUUGUUAUCGAUCACCCAUGCUAUCAUAAAGGACAUAACCUUACUGUUACUUUGGCUGACCUGUACAACUCCCCUUGUGUGGAGAAACCAAACAACUUUGUACCUACGACUACAAUCACUUUCACAGGGACCAGCAACUCUUCCCUUUGUCUCUCUCUAAUGGAAGACAUUGUCAACGUGACUGACUGCAAAUUUUCUCCAGACUGUGGCUUCAAUGGAGUCUAUCAGCCUCCGGUCAAUGGGGAGUUCUUUGCUUUUUCAGCAUACUUUUAUACCUUUGAAUUUUUCGGCCUCAUCCCUAAAGCUCCACUGGCCAAGGUUCUUGCCACUAUAGACACUCACUGCAGCAAAUCCUGGAGCACCCUUGUUGCUGAAUAUCCAAAAAUUAAGGAAAAAUAUCUGAAAGACUACUGUGCUUCUGCUCAUUAUAUUAUGACUAUUCUACUGAAAGGAUACAAGUUCAAUAACACAUGGGAUAAGAUCUCUUUUGAAAAACAGGUGGUAGACACCGAUGUUGGUUGGACGUUGGGCUACAUGUUAAACCUGACCAAUCUGAUUCCCUCGGAACCUUCCAGAGCAAUAACAGGGGUGCCAAACAGUCAAUGGCCUGCUCAGAUUUUCUUCAUUGUAUUUGCCCUUUUCCUCAGUCUACUUAUUAUCAUCUUUAUGUUUAUUAAUAAUCCAAAGCAAUAA